Molecule: messenger RNA, 4247 nt
Organism: Loxodonta africana (African savanna elephant)
Lineage: Eukaryota; Metazoa; Chordata; Mammalia; Proboscidea; Elephantidae
Gene: EPHB3
Product: EPH receptor B3
Exons: 15
Coding region: 389-3475 (1028 amino acids)
Biological process (GO): protein phosphorylation; axon guidance; ephrin receptor signaling pathway
Cellular component (GO): plasma membrane; dendrite
Molecular function (GO): transmembrane-ephrin receptor activity; protein binding; ATP binding
Source: RefSeq, a predicted model, not a curated record
CGGCGCGGCAAGAUCCCGGCUCCGACCCCGGACGGCGCGCGCACCCGGAGCCCCGGACCCGAGUAGGGCCCGCAGCCGGCCGCCGCAGGACUGUGCACCCGCACCACGACCACCUGCGCCCCCGCCCGGCCCGCCUCCCCGAGUCCUCCGGCGCCGAGCUCCGCGGACCCUCCUGGACCGGUCGGUCCAGAUUCCCGCAUCCCCGAGGACCUCUGAGGUUGGGGCGCCGCAGCUGCCCCGGAGCCACCCGCCCGGAUCGCACCCCCAGUGGCCCGGACCUCCUGGGACCCGACGCGAACCUCGCCCGGAGCCCGCCGGCGGACCCUCCCCCGGCCACCCGCAGCCCCGCCGGCGCGGCCCGGCUCAGCUCCCCGAGCCCGGCCCCGCCAUGGCCCGGCCGCCGGGGCUCCUGCCGCUGCUGGCUCGGCUGCUGCUGCCGCUGCUGCUGCUGCCCGCCGGCUGCCGGGCGCUGGAAGAGACCCUCAUGGACACGAAAUGGGUGACAUCUGAGUUGGCGUGGACUUCUCAUCCAGAAAGUGGGUGGGAAGAGGUGAGUGGUUAUGACGAGGCCAUGAACCCCAUCCGCACGUACCAGGUGUGUAAUGUGCGGGAAUCCAGCCAGAACAACUGGCUCCGCACAGGGUUCAUCUGGCGGCGGGAUGUGCAGCGUGUCUACGUGGAGCUCAAGUUCACCGUGCGUGAUUGCAACAGCAUCCCCAACAUCCCUGGCUCCUGCAAGGAGACCUUCAACCUCUUCUACUACGAGGCCGACAGCGAUGUGGCCUCAGCCUCCUCCCCCUUCUGGAUGGAAAACCCCUACGUGAAGGUGGACACCAUCGCGCCCGACGAGAGCUUCUCACGCCUCGAUGCCGGCCGCGUCAACACCAAGGUGCGAAGCUUCGGGCCGCUCUCCAAGGCUGGCUUCUACCUGGCCUUCCAGGACCAGGGCGCCUGCAUGUCGCUCAUCUCUGUGCGUGCCUUCUACAAGAAAUGCGCAUCCACCAUCGCAGGCUUCGCGCUCUUCCCUGAGACCCUCACUGGGGCUGAGCCCACCUCGCUGGUCAUUGCCCCCGGCACCUGCGUCCCUAAUGCUGUGGAGGUGUCAGUGCCCCUCAAGCUCUACUGCAACGGCGAUGGGGAGUGGAUGGUGCCCGUGGGCGCCUGCACCUGUGCUACCGGCCACGAGCCAGCUGCCAAGGAGACCCAGUGCCGCCCCUGUCCCCCUGGGAGCUACAAGGCGAAGCAGGGGGAGGGACCCUGCCUCCCCUGCCCACCCAACAGCCGCACCACCUCGCCAGCUGCCGGCAUCUGUACUUGUCACAAUAACUUCUACCGUGCGGACUCGGACUCUGCAGACAGUGCCUGUACCACGGUGCCAUCUCCCCCCCGGGGAGUGAUCUCCAAUGUGAACGAGACCUCGCUGAUCCUCGAGUGGAGUGAGCCUCGGGAUCUGGGUGGCCGAGACGAUCUCCUAUACAACGUCAUCUGCAAGAAGUGCCAGGGGGUCCCUGGGGCCGGGGGGGCCUCAACCUGCUCACGCUGCGAUGACAACGUGGAGUUUGUGCCUCGGCAGCUGGGCCUGACAGAGCGCCGGGUCCACAUCAGCCAUCUGCUGGCGCAUACCCGCUACACCUUCGAGGUGCAGGCAGUCAACGGUGUCUCGGGCAAGAGCCCCCUGCCCCCUCGCCAUGCAGCUGUGAAUAUCACCACCAACCAGGCUGCCCCAUCUGAAGUGCCCACACUACAUCUGCACAGCAGCUCAGGCAGCAGCCUGACCCUGUCCUGGGCGCCCCCAGAGCGGCCCAACGGAGUCAUUCUGGACUACGAGAUGAAGUACUUUGAGAAGAGUGAAGGUAUCGCCUCCACAGUGACCAGCCAGAAGAACUCGGUGCAGUUGGACGGGCUGCGGCCGGAUGCCCGCUACGUGGUCCAGGUCCGGGCCCGCACGGUGGCGGGUUAUGGGCAGUACAGCCACCCAGCCGAGUUUGAGACCACAAGCGAGAGAGGCUCUGGUGCCCAGCAGCUCCAGGAGCAGCUGCCCCUCAUUGUAGGCUCGGCCAUGGCUGGACUUGUCUUCCUGGGGGCUGUCGUGGUCAUCGCCGUCAUCUGCCUCAGGAAACAGCGACGCAGCUCUGAUUCGGAGUAUACGGAGAAGCUGCAGCAGUACAUCACUCCUGGAAUGAAGGUCUAUAUUGACCCUUUUACAUACGAGGACCCUAAUGAGGCUGUGCGGGAGUUUGCCAAGGAGAUUGACGUGUCAUGCGUCAAGAUUGAGGAGGUGAUUGGAGCUGGAGAGUUUGGGGAAGUGUGCCGGGGUCGGCUGAAACAGCCUGGCCGCCGGGAGGUGUUUGUGGCCAUCAAGACGCUGAAAGUGGGGUACACUGAGAGGCAGCGGCGGGACUUCCUGAGUGAGGCCUCCAUCAUGGGUCAGUUCGACCACCCCAACAUCAUCCGGCUGGAGGGCGUGGUCACCAAAAGCCGGCCAGUGAUGAUCCUCACUGAGUUCAUGGAGAACUGUGCUCUGGACUCCUUCCUCCGGCUCAACGACGGGCAGUUUACGGUCAUCCAGCUGGUGGGCAUGUUGAGGGGCAUUGCUGCCGGCAUGAAGUACCUCUCUGAGAUGAACUACGUGCACCGCGACCUGGCUGCACGCAACAUCCUCGUCAACAGCAAUCUGGUCUGCAAAGUCUCCGACUUCGGCCUCUCCCGCUUCCUGGAGGAUGACCCCUCUGACCCCACCUACACCAGCUCCCUGGUACAAGAUGUAGCCGGGAGGGAGACUGGGGGUGGGACCAGCCAGGCCGGGGCUUUGGGCUGGGGACCAGCCCCGAGUCACAGGGUGAAGGGAGUGUGCCCCCCACACCAGGGCGGGAAGAUCCCCAUUCGCUGGACUGCCCCAGAGGCCAUAGCCUAUCGGAAGUUCACUUCUGCUAGCGAUGUCUGGAGCUACGGGAUUGUCAUGUGGGAAGUCAUGAGCUACGGAGAGAGGCCGUACUGGGACAUGAGCAACCAGGAUGUCAUCAACGCUGUGGAGCAGGAUUACCGGCUGCCCCCUCCCAUGGACUGCCCCACAGCGCUGCACCAGCUCAUGCUGGACUGCUGGGUACGGGACCGGAACCUUCGGCCCAAAUUCUCCCAGAUUGUCAACACCCUGGACAAGCUCAUCCGCAAUGCCGCCAGCCUCAAGGUCAUCGCCAAUGCCCAGUCUGGCAUGUCACAGCCCCUCCUGGACCGCACGGUCCCAGAUUACACAACCUUCACAACAGUGGGCGACUGGCUGGACGCCAUCAAAAUGGGGCGGUACAAAGACAGCUUCAUCAACGCUGGGUUCGCGUCCUUUGACCUGGUGGCCCAGAUGACCGCAGAAGACCUGCUCCGGAUCGGGGUCACCUUGGCAGGCCACCAGAAGAAGAUCCUCAGCAGUAUCCAGGAUAUGCGGCUGCAGAUGAACCAGACGCUGCCUGUGCAGGUCUGACACCUGACUGCCACGGUGGGUGCCCCCCAAGGACUGCACAGAGAGUGACCAGCCGGCUGGACUUUUGGCCUUUUGGAUGCCUGACUUUAGGCUGUGGCCAGAAGAUGGAAGUUUGGGGAGAGCCCCAACUGGGACUUCUCCAGGCUUGUGCUCCCUCCCUGGGAAGUGUGCUCCAGACCUCUUCAUAUUGAAGAUGGAUUAGGAGAGGGGGUGAUGACCCCUCCCCAGACAUUUUGGGGCCCAGGUCUUUCUGCUUUCCAACGGGGGAAUCCCCACAACCUCAGACUUGGCUAUGCUUCAAUGCUGGAGGUCCUGGCGGGGUCAGUGUGGGGGCGGGGUAAGCCUGGGCUCUACAGGGCCCAGCCCUGCCUGGGGUCUGGCCUCCCCCCAGGUAGGCAGAAAGCAGUCCGUCCCUCAGGAACUGGAGGAGGAGACUCCAGGAAUGAGGAAAUGUGACACCCCUACCCCAAAGCCAGCUGGCAGCUCCAGUUUGCACAGGGACUGUUGUUCUGGGGGCUGAGGGCCCUGCCCCACCCCCGCCCUUGGUGCUGUCAUAAACAGGGCAGGCAGGGGCAGGCGACGAGUAGCCCCUUGCCCCCAGAGACUCUCAGAGCCAGAGAUCGGAUGUGUAUGUGUGCGUGUGUGUAUGCGCGUGUGUGUAAGUGUGCACGCACUGGCCUGCACAGAGUGUGGGUGAGGCGUGUGAAAGCUUGGCCCUGUGCCUUGCAGUGGGGCAGCUGGGCCGUUAGCGGAAUAAAGGCAAUAAGAUGAU